Molecule: messenger RNA, 11058 nt
Organism: Aptenodytes forsteri (emperor penguin)
Lineage: Eukaryota; Metazoa; Chordata; Aves; Sphenisciformes; Spheniscidae
Gene: CSMD3
Product: CUB and Sushi multiple domains 3
Exons: 71
Coding region: 1-11058 (3685 amino acids)
Biological process (GO): regulation of dendrite development
Source: RefSeq, a predicted model, not a curated record
AUGAAAGGGAUCUGCAGAGGGGAAAUCCGUGCAAAGGAAUCGAAAUUAGCAGACUUUUGGGAAAGGGGAUGUACUAAAUGUGGCCGGCUGGACUUCAUCCUGGUGAAGAAAAUGGAGAUUAAAAGUGGAUUUACAUUUUGGAACCUCGUCUUUUUAUUGAUGGUUUCGUGUGUGAAAGGAUUUAUUUAUACCUGUGGUGGAACUUUAAAAGGACUUAAUGGCACUAUAGAAAGCCCUGGCUUCCCAUAUGGAUAUCCAAAUGGUGCAAACUGUACAUGGGUUAUAAUAGCAGAAGAAAGAAACAGAAUACAGAUCGUCUUUCAGUCUUUUGCUCUAGAAGAAGAAUAUGAUUAUUUGUCAUUAUAUGAUGGGCAUCCUCAUCCUGCAAACUUUAGGACAAGGUUAACAGGAUUUCAUCUUCCUCCACCUGUGACAAGUACAAAAUCUGUAUUUUCACUGCGCUUGACAAGUGACUUUGCAGUUAGUGCUCACGGGUUUAAAGUUUACUAUGAAGAAUUACAGAGUAGUUCCUGUGGCAAUCCAGGAGUUCCACCAAAGGGUAUCUUGUACGGUACAAGAUUUGAUGUUGGUGACAAAAUCCGAUACAGCUGUGUAACUGGAUAUAUUUUGGAUGGCCACCCUCAGCUUACUUGCAUAGCUAACUCCGUGAAUACGGCAUCAUGGGACUUCCCCAUUCCUAUCUGUAGAGCUGAGGAUGCAUGUGGAGGAACUAUGAGAGGAUCCAGUGGUAUCAUCUCGAGCCCCAACUUUCCUAAUGAAUAUCAUAAUAAUGCAGAUUGCACAUGGACAAUUGUGGCAGAGCCUGGGGAUACUAUCUCGCUCAUAUUUACAGAUUUCCAAAUGGAAGAAAAAUAUGAUUAUUUGGAAGUAGAAGGUUCUGAACCACCUACAAUAUGGCUCUCUGGAAUGAAUAUACCUCCUCCAGUUAUCAGCAACAAAAACUGGCUCAGACUACAUUUUGUAACGGACAGCAAUCACCGAUACCAUGGAUUUAGCGCUCACUACCAAGGUUCUUCCACUUUGAUCAAAACUGCCUCCACUGGUGAGUUAGAGGAGCAUAUUGCGGCCACUACUGGUGUUAUUACUGUUGCUAGCACAUCUGCUGAUGUUGCUGUAUCCAGUGCAGUGACCAUCUAUAGACAACCUUCUGAAGAGCAACAAGUGCAAGCUAUGAAUAUAAGAAAAUCAAUUCUGGAGUCGGCCACUUCCAAGGAAGCACUCUCCCUUCAUCAAGCAAAUUUACAAAGCACAAGAAGACGACCAAGAAAUGCUGAGCAGAUAGAAAGAACUAAAGAACUUGCAGUUGUUACUCAUAGAGUGAAAAAGGCCAUAGAUUUUAAGUCUAGAGGAUUUAAAUUGUUUCCAGGGAAAGACAACAGCAACAAGUUUUCUAUCUUAAAUGAGGAAGGAAUUAAACAGGCAUCCAAUUUGUGUCCAGAUCCUGGAGAACCAGAAAAUGGAAAACGGAUAGGCUCAGAUUUUAGCCUGGGAGCAACAGUACAGUUCUCCUGCGAUGAAGAUUAUGUGCUACAAGGUUCAAAAAGUAUCACCUGUCAGAGGAUAGCUGAAGUUUUUGCUGCAUGGAGUGAUCAUAGACCUGUGUGUAAAGUCAAGACUUGCGGAUCCAAUCUUCAGGGACCUGGAGGCACUUUCACGUCACCCAAUUUUCCAUUCCAGUAUGACAGCAAUGCUCAAUGUGUGUGGGUCAUCACAGCUAUCAAUACUAAUAAGGUUAUUCAGAUAAAUUUUGAAGAAUUUGAUCUGGAGAUUGGCUAUGACACACUGACAAUUGGUGAUGGAGGAGAAGUGGGUGAUCCUAAAACUGUACUUCAAGUGUUAACUGGGAGCUUUGUACCAGACUUAAUUGUGAGCAUGAGCAAUCAGAUGUGGUUGCACCUUCAAACGGAUGAAAGCGUGGGCUCAAUUGGUUUCAAGGUUAACUACAAAGAAAUUGAAAAGGAAAGCUGUGGGGAUCCUGGAACACCGUUGUAUGGUAUCAGAGAAGGGGAUGGAUUUUCUAACCGUGAUGUUUUAAGGUUUGAGUGUCAGUUUGGAUUUGAAUUGAUUGGAGAGAAAUCAAUCAUUUGCCAAGAAAACAACCAGUGGUCUGCAAACAUACCAAUCUGUAUUUUUCCUUGCCUUUCCAAUUUCACUGCACCAAUGGGAACAGUUCUUUCACCUGAUUAUCCAGAGGGAUAUGGGAAUAAUUUAAACUGUAUCUGGACAAUAAUUUCCGACCCUGGGAGCCGAAUCCAUCUCUCUUUUAAUGACUUUGACUUGGAAUCUCAGUUUGACUUCCUUGCAGUUAAAGAUGGUGACUCUCCAGAUUCCCCCAUAAUAGGAACGUUUACUGGUGCUGAAGUUCCUUCCCAUCUUACCAGUAAUGGUCAUAUUUUGCGUCUGGAAUUUCAAGCUGACCAUUCAAUGUCAGGCCGUGGAUUUAACAUCACUUAUAACACAUUUGGACAUAACGAGUGCCCUGAUCCUGGAGUGCCAAUCAAUGCUCGGCGUUUUGGCGACAACUUUCAGCUGGGGAGCUCAAUUUCUGUUAUAUGUGAGGAAGGAUUUAUUAAAACACAAGGAACUGAAACAAUUACUUGUAUGCUAAUAGAUGGAAAAGUAAUGUGGAGUGGACCUAUUCCUAAGUGUGGAGCUCCAUGUGGUGGGCAUUUUUCAUCUCCCAGUGGAGUAAUCCUCUCUCCAGGCUGGCCCGGGUACUAUAAAGAUUCCUUGAAUUGUGAGUGGGUGAUAGAAGCUGAACCAGGACACUCUAUCAAAAUUACAUUUGAAAGAUUUCAGACAGAACUCAAUUACGAUGUUUUGGAAGUUCAUGAUGGACCAAAUUUAUUAUCUCCACUUCUGGGAUCUUACAAUGGUACACAGGUCCCACAAUUCCUGUUUAGCAGUAGCAAUUUCAUUUAUCUUCUCUUUACAACUGACAACAGUCGUUCUAACAAUGGAUUCAAGAUUCACUAUGAAAGUGUAACUGUUAAUACUUAUUCUUGCUUGGAUCCUGGCAUACCAGUGCAUGGACGUCGUUAUGGACAUGACUUCUCUAUAGGUUCCACUGUCUCAUUUAGUUGUGAUCCAGGUUAUAGGCUGAGUCAUGAGGAGCCUUUGCUAUGUGAAAAAAAUCACUGGUGGAGUCACCCACUCCCAACUUGUGAUGCUUUAUGUGGUGGAGAUGUUAGAGGACCUAGUGGAACAAUUUUAUCCCCUGGUUAUCCUGAUCUGUAUCCAAAUUCACUGAAUUGUACAUGGACUGUGGAUGUUACGAAAAGAAAAGGAGUGCAGUUCACCUUCUACAGCUUUCAUUUGGAGGAUCAUCAUGACUACUUACUAAUAACAGAGAAUGGCAGUUUCACACAGCCAUUAGCACGUCUGACUGGCUCAGAGCUUCCUUCACCCAUCAAUGCUGGUCUCUAUGGAAAUUUCAGGGCUCAAUUGCGCUUUAUUUCAGAUUUUUCAAUAUCAUAUGAAGGAUUUAAUAUUUCUUUCUCUGAGUAUAAUCUUGAACCUUGUGAAGAUCCUGGGAUCCCACAAUUUGGUAACAGAAUAGGAUUUAAUUUUGGAGUGGGAGAUAUUCUGACAUUCUCCUGUUCAUCUGGAUAUCGUUUAGAAGGAGCUUCAGAGAUUAUUUGUCUUGGUGGUGGCCGACGAGUAUGGAGUGCACCUCUUCCAAGGUGUGUGGCUGAAUGUGGAGCCUCCACGACAAAUAAUGAAGGAAUCUUAUUGUCUCCCAAUUAUCCUCUUAACUAUGAAAAAAACCAUGAAUGUAUUUAUAGCAUUCAGGUACAAGCAGGGAAAGGAAUCAAUAUUUCUGCCAGAACAUUUCACUUAGCCCAAGGAGAUGUUCUUAAGAUCUAUGAUGGCAAAGACAACACUGCUCACCUGCUGGGUGCGUAUACUGGGGCAUCAUUAAGAGGCCUGACGCUAAGUAGUACUUCAAAUCAUUUGUGGUUGGAAUUUAACUCAGACAUGGAGGGCACUGAUGAAGGUUUUCAGCUUGUGUAUACCAGUUUUGAGCUUUCACAUUGUGAGGACCCUGGUGUGCCACAGUUUGGAUAUAAAAUCAGUGACCAAGGCCAUUUUGCUGGAAGCACUAUAAUUUAUGGAUGCAAUCCAGGUUAUACACUCCAUGGAAGUAGCCUUCUAAAGUGUAUGACUGGGGAAAGAAGGGCAUGGGACUAUCCUCUGCCAUCAUGUAUUGCUGAAUGUGGAGGCCGUUUUAAAGGAGAAUCAUCAGGAAGAAUCUUAUCUCCUGGCUAUCCUUUUCCCUAUGACAACAAUCUGCAUUGCAUGUGGGUGAUUGAAGUAGACCCAGGAAAUAUUGUCAGCCUCCAGUUUCUUGCUUUUGAUACUGAGGCAUCCCAUGACAUUCUACGAGUUUGGGAUGGUCCACCUGAGAAUGAGAUGUUACUCAAAGAAAUUAGUGGAUCCCUUGUUCCUGAAGGCAUUCACAGUACACUCAACAUAGUAACUAUCCAGUUUGACACAGAUUUUUAUAUCAGCAAAUCCGGAUUUGCCAUACAGUUUUCAAGUUCUGUAGCUACUGCCUGCCGUGAUCCUGGUGUCCCCAUGAAUGGAACUAGAAAUGGGGAUGGAAGAGAACCUGGGGACACUGUCAUUUUUCAGUGUGACCCUGGCUAUGAACUGCAAGGAGAUGAGAGGAUAACUUGCAUUCAGGUAGAAAAUCGGUACUUCUGGCAGCCCAACCCACCAGUCUGUAUAGCUCCCUGUGGAGGAAACUUGACUGGCUCAUCAGGUUUUAUACUUUCACCAAACUUCCCUCAUCCUUAUCCCCACAGCAGAGAUUGUGACUGGACUAUCACUGUUAAUAAUGAUUAUGUUAUAUCAUUAGCAUUUAUCAGUUUCAGUAUAGAACCAAAUUAUGAUUUUCUUUAUAUCUAUGAUGGGCCAGACAGUAAUAGCCCACUGAUUGGGAGCUUUCAAGACAGCAAACUGCCAGAGAGGAUAGAAAGCAGUUCAAAUACCAUGCAUCUGGCUUUUCGGAGUGAUGGAUCUGUUAGUUUUACUGGAUUCCACCUAGAGUACAAAGCAAAGCUUCGUGAGUCUUGCUUUGAUCCUGGAAAUAUAAUGAAUGGAACAAGACUUGGAAUGGAUUAUAAACUGGGGUCAACUGUUACAUAUUACUGCGAUGCAGGUUAUGUUCUUCAAGGAUAUUCUACACUAACAUGUAUCAUGGGAGAUGACGGAAGACCUGGAUGGAACAGAGCCCUGCCUAGUUGUCAUGCACCCUGUGGAAGCCGGUCAACAGGCUCUGAAGGAACUGUAUUAUCACCAAACUACCCCAAGAAUUAUAGUGUUGGUCACAACUGUGUUUACUCUAUCACUGUUCCUAAGGAAUUUGGUAAAGAUGCACUGAAUGUUAAUGUUCUUAAGAAAAAUGAAACAUUCCAAGGUGAAUCCCUUCCAUUGAGCUCAGGUAACCAGAUCACGGUUAGAUUUACUUCAGUUGGACCAAUAACAGCUAAAGGAUUUCAUUUUGUUUAUCAAGCUGUUCCAAGAACAAGUGCAACACAGUGUAGCUCUGUGCCUGAACCAAGAUUUGGAAAAAGGAUUGGAAAUGAAUUUGCAGUUGGGUCAUUGGUUCUUUUUGAGUGCAAUCCAGGCUAUGUCCUCCAUGGGUCAACAGCAAUUAGAUGUGAUACAGUACCAAAUGCAUUGGCACAGUGGAAUGAUUCACUCCCUACAUGUGUUGUGCCCUGUGGUGGAAUUUUAACAAAGCGCAAAGGGACCAUUUUGUCUCCUGGUUACCCUGAGCCUUAUGACAACAAUCUGAAUUGUGUGUGGAAGAUCACAGUACCAGAGGGAGCUGGGAUUCAAGUGCAAGUGGUGAGUUUUGCCACAGAACACAACUGGGAUUCCUUAGACUUUUAUGAUGGUGCUGACAACAAUGCUCCAAGGCUUGGAAGUUAUUCAGGAACAACCAUACCUCCACUUCUCAACAGCACAUCAAAUAAUCUGUACCUAAAUUUUCAGUCUGAUAUCAGUGUUUCAGCUGCUGGAUUUCAUCUUGAGUAUACAGCUAUAGGUUUAGACUCUUGUCCUGAACCACAGACCCCAAGCAAUGGGAUCAAAAUUGGAGACAGAUACAUGGUUGGAGAUGUGGUGUCUUUCCAGUGUGAUCAGGGUUAUUCUCUGCAGGGACAUUCACAUAUCACCUGUAUGCCUGGACCAGUAAGAAGAUGGAAUUAUCCAAUUCCAAUAUGUUUAGCACAAUGUGGUGGUGGCAUGUCAGACUUCAGCGGAGUGAUCCUCAGCCCUGGGUUUCCUGGCAACUAUCCUAGCAGUUUGGAUUGCACAUGGACAAUAAAGCUGCCUAUUGGUUUUGGUGUCCAUUUGCAAUUUGUGAAUUUCUCAACGGAGACCAUACAUGAUUACUUAGAAGUUAGGAGUGGAUCUACUGAAACUAGCACUGUUAUUGGGAGACUAAGUGGCCCUCAGCUACCGGCCUCUCUGUUCAGCACUACUCAUGAAACCAGCUUAUACUUUCACAGUGAUUACUCGCAGAACAAACAAGGAUUUCAUAUUGUAUAUCAAGCAUAUCAGCUGCAAAGCUGUCCUGACCCUCGACCAUUUCGUAAUGGUUUUGUUAUUGGGAAUGACUUUACUGUAGGACAAACUAUUUCAUUUGAGUGUUUUCCUGGCUACACAUUAAUUGGAAAUUCAGCUCUGACUUGUCUUCAUGGCAUCAGCCGUAACUGGAAUCAUCCUCUUCCCAGAUGUGAAGCCCUCUGUGGAGGAAAUAUAACUGCAAUGAAUGGCACCAUAUACUCUCCAGGAUACCCUGAUGAGUAUCCAAACUUUCAAGACUGCUUCUGGCUUGUAAGAGUACCACCUGGGAAUGGAAUCUACAUCAAUUUCACAGUUCUCCAAACAGAGCCAAUAUAUGAUUUCAUAACUGUCUGGGAUGGACCAGACCAAACUUCUCCUCAAAUUGGACAAUUUAGUGGCAAUACUGCAUUAGAAUCAGUCUAUAGCACUUCCAAUCAGAUUCUGAUCAAGUUCCACAGUGACUUUACUACCAGUGGCUUCUUUGUACUUAGUUACCACGCCUAUCAGCUCCGGGUCUGCCAGCCUCCAGCAAAUAUACCAAAUGCUGAAAUUCUAACUGAGGACGAUGAAUUCGAAAUAGGAGACAUAAUAAGAUACCAGUGUCAACCAGGCUUUACAUUGGUUGGUAAUGAGAUUUUGACAUGCCGACUAGGUGAAAGGCUUCAGAUGGAUGGAGCACCACCUACUUGUCAAGUGCUCUGUCCAGCCAAUGAAAUGCGUCUGGAUUCAACAGGAGUAAUACUGAGCCCUGGAUAUCCUGACAGCUACCCAAAUCUCCAGAUGUGUGCGUGGACCAUUACUGUGGAAAAGGGUUAUAAUAUCAGCAUGUUCUUCGAAUUCUUCCAGACAGAAAAGGAAUUUGAUAUACUUGAGGUGUUUGAUGGACCAAAUAGUCAUAGCCCAUUGCUCAUUUCUCUCAGUGGGGACUAUUCGUCUUCUCUAAAUAUAACCAGCAAUGGCCAUGAAGUAUUUCUCCGGUGGUCGGCAGAUCAUGGCACCAAUAAAAAAGGUUUCAGGAUAAGAUAUAUAGCUCUCUACUGUAGUACUCCAGAGUCCCCUCCACAUGGUUUCAUCGUCAGUCAGACAGGUGGACAGCUCAACAGUAUGGUUCGCUGGGCUUGCGAUCGAGGUUUUCGGCUCAUUGGGAAAAGUACUGCUGUAUGCAGGAAGUCUCCAUAUGGUUAUUACUCAUGGGAUGUUCCAGUCCCAGCUUGUCAAGCAAUAUCUUGUGGAAUUCCUAAAGCUCCCUUAAAUGGUGGGAUAUUAACUACAGAUUACUUAGUUGGCACCCGCGUUACUUAUUUUUGCAAUGAUGGAUAUAGACUAUCAGCCAAGGAACUUACUACUGCAGUCUGCCAGCCGGAUGGUACCUGGAGCAAUCACAACAAAACACCUCGCUGUGUAGUUGUUACAUGUCCAAGCAUCAAUUCUUUUACACUGGAACAUGGAAGAUGGAGAAUAGUGAAUGGUUCACAUUAUGAGUAUAAAACAAAAGUAGUUUUCAGCUGUGAUCCAGGGUAUUAUGGUUUGGGACCAGCAUCUAUCGAGUGUCUUGCUAAUGGCACAUGGAGUUGGAGAAAUGAGCGGCCUUACUGCCAAAUUAUUUCCUGUGGAGAAUUUCCUACACCUCCAAAUGGGAAUAAGAUUGGAACUCAAAUCACAUAUGGAUCUACAGCUAUAUUUACUUGUGACUCAGGAUACAUGCUAGUUGGCUCUGCCGUGAGGGAAUGUCUGUCUUCUGGACUCUGGAGUGGAAUUGAGACCAGAUGUUUAGCUGGUCACUGUGGUAUUCCAGAUCUUAUAGUCAAUGGUCAAGUAAUUGGAGAAAAUUAUGGAUAUAGAGACACAGUUGUAUACCAGUGCAGUCCUGGUUUUCGGCUGAUUGGUUCUUCUGUACGAAUAUGUCAACAGGAUCACAACUGGUCUGGUCAGCUUCCAUCCUGUGUGCCCGUUAGCUGUGGUCACCCUGGUAGUCCUAUUUAUGGAAGAACAAGUGGAAACGGUUUCAACUUCAAUGAUGUUGUGACAUUCUCAUGUAAUACUGGGUAUGUUAUGCAAGGACCAACCAAAGCACAGUGUCAGGCUAAUAGGCAGUGGAGCCACCCACCUCCAAUAUGCAAAGUGGUCAAUUGUUCUGAUCCUGGAAUUCCUGCAAAUUCUAUAAGAGAAAGUAAAAUCGAACAUGGAAAUUUCACAUAUGGCACAGUGGUAUUUUAUGACUGUAAUCCUGGAUAUUUUUUAUUUGGCUCUUCAGUUUUAAUUUGUCAACCAAAUGGCCACUGGGACAAACCUCUACCUGAAUGCAUUAUGAUUGACUGUGGCCAUCCUGGCAUUCCUCCUAAUGCGGUCCUGUCUGGAGAUAAAUAUACGUUUGGGUCUACUGUUCAUUAUACCUGCACAGGUAGACGAUCACUGUUAGGGCAGUCAUCUCGUACAUGUCAGUUAAAUGGACACUGGAGUGGAUCUCUUCCUCAUUGCUCAGGUGAUACAGCUGGUUCUUGUGGUGAUCCAGGUAUCCCAGGUCAUGGGUCUAGAGAAGAAAACAAUUUUAAAAUUAAAAGCACGGUACAUUUCAGCUGUGAUAUUGGAUACAUCCUCCAUGGCUCAGAAGAAAGGACAUGGAUGGCAAAUGGAAGUUGGACAGGAAGACAACCUGAGUGCAAAGCUGUGCAGUGUGGUAAUCCAGGAACAACUGCUAAUGGAAAAGUAUUUCGUAUUGAUGGAACUACAUUCUCUAAUUCAGUAAUUUAUUCAUGCAUGGAAGGAUACAUACUUUCUGGAUCAUCUGUAAGACAAUGCACUGCCAAUGGAACAUGGUCUGGAUCCUUGCCAAACUGUACAAUUAUCAGUUGUGGAGAUCCAGGAGUCCCAGCCAAUGGCAUGAGAUAUGGUGAUGAUUAUGUUGUUGGACAAAAUGUUACUUAUAUGUGCCAACCUGGUUAUACAAUGGAAUCAAAUAGCUCCUUAAUUCGCACUUGUACUAGCAAUGGCACAUGGAGUGGAGUAAUCCCAACGUGCAAAGCUGUUACCUGCCCAACUCCUCCGCAGAUCUCUAAUGGAAGGUUGGAAGGAACAAACUUGGACUGGGGAUUUAGCAUUAGCUAUGUCUGCUCUCCAGGAUAUGAACUCUCUUUUCCUGCUGUUUUGACUUGUGUUGGGAAUGGAACAUGGAGUGGUGAAGUACCUCAGUGCUUGCCAAAGUUUUGCGGUGACCCUGGAGUACCUGCUCAAGGCAAAAGAGAAGGCAAAAGCUUCAUCUAUCAGUCAGAAGUCUCUUUCAGCUGCAAUCCUCCUUUUAUUUUGGUUGGUUCCAGCACCAGGAUUUGCCAAGCAGAUGGCACGUGGACUGGUUCUUCUCCUCGAUGUAUAGAACCUACUCGCACAGCAUGUGAAAAUCCAGGAGUCCCAAGGCACGGGUCACAAAACAACACAUUUGGCUAUCAGGUGGGAAAUGUUGUUCAAUUUCAGUGUAAAAAAGGACACCUUCUGCAUGGCUCAACCACACGAACUUGCCUUCCUGAUCUUACGUGGAGUGGAAUCCAGCCAGAAUGUAUACCUCACAGCUGUAAACAACCAGAAACACCAACUCAUGCUAAUGUUGCAGGAAUGGAUCUUCCCUCACUUGGUUAUACAUUGAUUUACACUUGUCAGCCAGGCUUCUUCCUGGCAGGAGGAUCAGAGCAUAGAGCCUGUAGGUCUGAUGGUACAUGGACUGGGAAAGUUCCAGUUUGUGAAGCUGGUUCCAAAAUUUUAGUGAAGGACCCCAGACCAGCUUUGGGAACACCAAGUCCCAAACUAAGCGUUCCUGAUGAUGUAUUUGCCCAAAAUUAUAUAUGGAAAGGAUCUUACAAUUACAAAAGCAAGAAACAGCCCAUGACUUUGACAGUCACCAGUUUCAAUGCAACUUCAGGAAGAGUAAAUGCAACACUUACAAACAGCAAUAUGGAAUUGCUGCUAUCAGGAGUGUAUAAAAGCCAGGAAGCUCGGUUAAUGCUCCACAUAUAUCUCAUUAAAGCACCCUCCCAUACAUCUGUGAGCAAGUUGAAAGAGGAAAAAUGGGCUAUGGAUGGUUUUGUUUCUGCUGAACCUGAUGGAGCAACAUAUGUUUUUCAAGGAUUCAUCCAGGGUAAAGAUUAUGGACAAUUUGGACUUCAAAGAUUAGGUCUUAACAUGUCUGAGGGUUCAAAUUCUUCUAAUCAACCACAUGGUACAAAUAGUAGUUCAGUGGCCAUUGCUAUCCUUGUGCCUUUCUUUGCUCUUAUAUUUGCUGGUUUUGGCUUUUAUCUUUAUAAACAAAGGACUGCACCUAAAACACAGUAUACAGGAUGCUCUGUACAUGAAAAUAAUAAUGGACAAGCUGCUUUUGAAAACCCCAUGUAUGACACAAAUGCAAAAUCUGUGGAAGGGAAAGCAGUACGAUUUGACCCCAACUUGAACACCGUUUGCACAAUGGUAUAA